ACUUUACAGCUUGAAGUUCUUCCGCUUUCAUUCACCCGCCAGCUACUUCAAAGCAAGCGAACUAACGAGUAAAUGUUUGUUUUGACAUUMGGGGUUUCCCUGAUAAGUAUUGAUAUCUAGCAUUAAUUUAAUUGCCGUCAUCAUUUGACGGCUACAAUGUUUCGUGGUUUUCACCAUCCCGGAGAACUUCCCCGGGGCCCUGCUCCCUUAGGCCACCCAUCCCAUGUACAGCCACCCGGUCCCAGCUACGGAGGGCCCUUUGGCCCGCCACCCCACGUUCCACUGCCUGGACACUUACCUCCUGGAUCUUGUCAUCCUUUCUUACCUCCCGGAUCGGGAAGUGAAUACCUCCACAGGCCCAUGAGGGAACAUUAUAUCAAUACUCCACACUGCAGCAGUUACUCCAUUGACCGGAGCACAGUGAUCAGUCUGGGUAGUCAACAGAUUCUCCCACCAGACACACAGCAUCUUCAGAUGCCACAGUGGCUCGCCAAUCCUUUGGAAUCAUGUCAAAGAGACAAGAGUGAGAACUUGACAGCUGGUGAAGAAUUCCUCAGAUGCCUUGCAGCUAAUAAGCCAGUCCCUGACUUCCUCAAAGGAGUCAACCUGUUGGACGCAGGGAAGGCAUUCAAGGCACCAGGUGUACCAGAAGACCGGGGUUAUGAGAGGCAGAGACUCCGGAGCAAAUCUCGCAGUCCAGCGAAGGAAAGCAGGGGCAGGAGCAAGAGCCGAGCAAAGAGCCAGGUAAGAAGCAAGAGCCGGGCAAGAAGCAAGAGCUGUCCGCGUAGCAGAAGUCGUACCCGAGGGAAAAGCCGGGCAAGAAGCAAAAGCAGAUCAAGGAGUAGGAAUCGCAGCUAUGGAAAGAGCCGGGGCAGAGUGGACCAUCAUUCAGACCACAGGGACAAAAGGAGCCCCAUUCGGAGCUGUAGCAGCAGGAUCAGUAAUCACUCCUCCGCACACAAUGACCUGCUCGAGGGCCUGAAACGGGUUAUGAACAGCAAGCAACUGGAGGACAGUAUGCCUUCCAUCAAGAAUGCCAUUCUCACAAUACAGGCCAAUAACUUUAGCAGAGAUAUCCAGAGCAGCAGAGCAAUCCAGAGCAACUGUCUUCCAUGUGAACCAGUCUUGGCCAGCAGACAGGAAUUUCUUCAAGCCUCAGAUGGGCCUAAGCCAGUCAGUAGACAGGAGGAGACCGACAGCAAUCUUCUCCCCCACGAGAGAGUGGGCUGUGACUUCUCCUGGCUGCAGGGCACCAGGGAGGUCUCGCCUGUUCAGAAGCCGGAGGAGGUCGAGGAUGAGGAGAACUUCCUCUAUGGGAAUGAGGAAAACCAGUCAAAACAACGCCCUGCGACCAUGCCUUUUGCACAGUCCACAUCCAUUACCCAGCAGAGCGAUGCAGAGAUCUCCCCAGCAGGCCCACCCUACUAUCAAAGCCAGCCUCUGUUCGGGAACCAUGGUGAAGUCCAGGAGUUCAAGAUGCCUCCUCAACCGGUCCAGUCCAGUGUGAGGCCUGAGCAGAGGGUGCAGCCUGUUCCUGCUCCUGAUGUGAAGCCCGCCCCCACUGUGAAGGAAUGUGAGGAGUUCAAGACCAUGUUGAAGAACAUUGGGCUGAAUCUGGGCACGUCAGAGAUCAGUAAGAUGAUGGUCAAGCUGCAGCAACAGAAGGAGGGGAAGAUGCCAGAGCAGAAGAGGGAGGAGAAAGUGCCAUCACCAGCACCAGUGCUGCCUCUUCCUCUUGUAAUUGGGGCAUCACAGGAGCCCAGACUGGCCUCGCCAGCACUCGGGGCAGCACCAAUACGACAAGCAUUGGAGUCAUUACAGUUCAUUAUUAAAGCAACAAGGGAGAAAAGGGCCAAUAGUGAUCCACAUGAUGGCAACCAUUCCCAGAGGAAUUCAGUCAAACAGAAGAGCAAAGAUGACGAGGAGAGUCAGAGGAGAUCGAGACAUGACCAAAUGAAAAGGAAAGAAACUCUUGUGAAGGAACUGGAGGAAUUGCUAAAGCAGGAUGGGUCUACCUUUUUGAUUCCGGUCAUCGGGUUCUACUGUCAGAGGUGUGAGGAGUUCUUCGGAGACCUGACCACUGCUGAGAGCCAUGCAGCAACCCACCGGCAGAAUGAGCCUAGCACGCAGCAGCAUGUAGACAGACGACCUGGAGAGGACAGAAGACACCCUAGCCAUUACAUCGGGCACCCCCUGGGUCCAGAGUGGAGGGACCAGAGAGAGCCAAGAGAUCAGAGGUAUCGCAAACUAGACGAAGGCCCAAAGGGUUACAGGAACGACAGGGAGAAGAUCUACGUGAAAGAGGAACGACCUGGAAGCCCCAGGAUAAAGAUGACGAUGGUCCGCGGGCACACCCCACCAGGUCUGCAGAAGGCCAGGGGGAGAGAGGAGGGGAGGGUGGAUAAAGGCUCUUGUGCUGCUUCCUCUGGCCCUGCCAGUGGGAAAUAUGGUAGGGUCAAACUGGAGGAGGUGGAGACCAAAGGAAAGCCCAACGUGGAAGUAUGUGACAAAAAGGACAAAGAUAAAGGAGAAAGCAGUUCUAACAGUGAUGACGAGAAAUGCAAAUCUCCUAAAGGCAACAAAAAGAAAAAGAAGAAGGAGAAAAAGAAGAAGAAGAAGAAGGAAAAGGGUUAGAAGUAAUAGCUGCUGUACUGCAUGUCCUGGUUUGAUUGUACUGUACCUCUCUGGAGGACCUGGCCUUGGGUCAUUGUUUGGCAUCAUUGCAGCUGUUUUCAGAAGUUGGUGCUUUUAAUGUUCGAAAGAAGCAGUAUUCCUCUGAUUUGUUCUCUCCUUUUGGGGUUGUCUUUUUCCCCCAACAAACUGUGUUCCUCUGUGUUGUAGUGGAUAACAGCACAUUUCAGGGUGCAUAUGCAGCAUUUAUGAUGUCCAGAAUCGUUUUGCUGCCAGCUACGGAUCCUAUUGUUCAGACCUUUAGUUACUGUAGAUGUGUAUUAAAUAACCCUCCUUAUAAUGGGCCAUGUUUAUGUAUAUUUCACCCGGUACAACCUUGAUUUAGUGCUUCAAGUAUUAUCAAAUGUACUUUUGCCAUUUAAAGGUCAACUGCCAUUUGAAGCGUGUGCUGUCUUUCUUCCUAAUGUUAAACCGUUGAGAUGGAAUUAUUCUGUAAUGAAGAAAUUCUUAUACAUUGUCCUCUUAUAAUCUAGGUCUCAGCAAUUGAUGGCGCAAGGCUAUUCGCAAGCGCACAUGAUCUUGCCAAAGUCAUUGGAUCCUAUCAGGAUGGGAACAGUUGACAUGUUUUUGUAAGGUGAUCACUUUUUUUUUUUUKGUAUCUGAUUAUAUACAUUGUUUUUGUCUGCUGUUGCUUACUCUCACUUCCUCUUUCUCACACACUAGGCAUUUCCAUUGAUCCAGGUUUAUGCGACAAAAGCAAUGUCAGGGGAAAAAAAUCUUCUGACAUGUAAUAGAAACGGCAGAUAUAGGAGACAUUUUAAAGCUCGACAACAUUUUUAUCCGUUCAAUAGGGUUCUAUUUUUCUUUUGUUGAACUUUCUUUACUGCAACGAAUGAGGGAAACUGUUUUCGAAUAAAUGUUGAUUGUAAAAUA
Molecule: messenger RNA, 3564 nt
Organism: Salvelinus sp. IW2-2015
Lineage: Eukaryota; Metazoa; Chordata; Actinopteri; Salmoniformes; Salmonidae
Product: serine/arginine repetitive matrix protein 1
Biological process (GO): negative regulation of DNA-templated transcription; positive regulation of DNA-templated transcription
Cellular component (GO): nucleoplasm
Source: RefSeq, a predicted model, not a curated record